Molecule: messenger RNA, 1785 nt
Organism: Callorhinchus milii (elephant shark)
Lineage: Eukaryota; Metazoa; Chordata; Chondrichthyes; Chimaeriformes; Callorhinchidae
Product: UV excision repair protein RAD23 homolog B-like
Exons: 11
Coding region: 203-1339 (378 amino acids)
Biological process (GO): proteasome-mediated ubiquitin-dependent protein catabolic process; nucleotide-excision repair
Cellular component (GO): nucleoplasm; cytosol
Molecular function (GO): polyubiquitin modification-dependent protein binding; proteasome binding; damaged DNA binding
Source: RefSeq, a predicted model, not a curated record
CGUGCGCAUGCGCAACCAGCCCGCUCGAGAGAUGCCUCACAGCGCAUGUGCAGCCACUUGUUUUCUUCGGUGCAGACACCAACCAACCGACCGACCAGGCCGCUCACCAGGUAACCAGCGCUCAACCAGUCACCAGCGCUCACCAGUGAAUAACCAGCGGAUGCCUCAGUGACCCAAGUGAGAGGCCGGGAGCGGAGGCGACAUGAGGAUCACAGUGAAGACUCUGCAACAGCAAUCCUUCCACAUCCAGAUUGAGCCCGAGCUCCCGGUGAAAGCGUUGAAGGAGAAGAUCGAAACUGAAAAGGGAAAAGAUGCAUUCCCAGUGGCUGGCCAAAAAUUGAUAUAUGCAGGGAAGAUCCUUGACGAUGAGACGCCAAUUAUAGAGUAUAAAAUAGAUGAGGAAAAAUUUGUAGUAGUUAUGAUCACAAAGCCUAAAUCUAGUCCAUCAGUUCAAGCAGCAGCUACUCAACCAGCAACUCCAUCAACACCACAGCCUGCCUCCACUACUCCCACAGUUCCCCCAGCCUCAAGCCCCACUGCAACUACCGAAACUGUUCCAACCAACACCUCCAAUGAGUUAAAUACAGCAGAGAAACCAACAGAAAAAUCUGAUGAAACUUCAACUUCAACGUCGACUUCACCAUCUGCCUCAACUAUCAGGACCUCUGGUGGAGCUCAGGGAUCUAGCUUGUUCGAUGUAGCUACUUCGGCACUGGUGACUGGUCAGCAAUAUGAAACUAUGGUUACUGAGAUCACGUCAAUGGGAUACAGUCGUGAGCAGGUAGUUGCAGCACUAAAAGCCAGCUUCAACAAUCCUGACAGAGCAGUGGAGUAUUUGCUGAUGGGAAUCCCAGGAGAAAGAGCAAGGAGCUCAGUGAACAAUCCACAGCAGACAACUGGUACAGCUUGUACUGGCUCUGCACAACCUGCGGCUCCAGCCCCCACUUCAAGAGAGAAUCCACUGGAAUUCUUGCGGAAUCAGCCUCAGUUCCAUCAAAUGAGGCAAAUCCUUCAGCAGAAUCCUUCUCUGCUACCUGCCCUACUUCACCAGUUGGGCAGGGAGAACCCACAUCUUCUACAGCAAAUCAGCCAACACCAGGGGAAUUUCAUUCAAAUGUUAAAUGAACCAAUCCAGGACAUUGCAAAUGAAGUAGCGGUCACCAGUGCUGGAGAACAGCAAAUGGAUCACCUUCAAGUAACACCCCAAGAAAAAGAGGCUAUAGAGAGGUUAAAGGCUUUGGGAUUUCCUGAAGGACUUGUGGUUCAAGCCUAUUUUGCCUGUGAGAAGAAUGAAAACUUGGCUGCAAAUUUUCUACUACAACAGAACUUUGAUGAUUGAGAUAAAAUUAGACACUUUUAAUUGUUUAUUCUUUUUUCAUUGAAUGACACUGAUUUUGGAUUUGCAUGUAUUUUCUGUACCUAACAAUGCUGCCUACUUCAGUUCUGCACUGAAAACUGUAAACCAGGGCUCCAUACUUUCUGACCUUUUAAUGCCAACUUAAAGAAGUAGAAUAAUUGGUUGCAUUAAAUUAACUAAAGGCAUAGCUUAUAUUUUUAUGUUUGAUUACUGCCAGCCAAUUCUAUGUUUUUCAAAUGAAAACAUGUAAUUGUUUUAUAAAUUUAAUCAAAGAUUUAUUAUCAGGCAUGUUUCUGAUCUGAUUUAUGAGAAUGUGCAAUGGCAUAUCUAUAGAAUUUUAAACUGUUGUGCCAGAUGGAGAUUUUUUAGUUUAUAAUAGCAAAGAACCUGAAUAUUGUUAACUUCAAUUAAAAAUGUUUGAAUUGAAA